AAGUUCUCAAACAGCGAAGCAAUUUAAGCUGAUCUUUUUAUUAAGUGUUAAUGCUAGUGUGGGAAACAGACUUAAACCAAGAAUGAUGAUAAUUAGUAACACACACAAGUUAACAACUCUAAAUUUUUUUUAGAUGAAUACAAAAUGAAUGAAAAUGAAAUACAGUAUCAUUUAGCUGCUGUUCAAGGAAGUUUGCCCUUGGUUCAAAGUUAUAUAUCAGGAAAUAAUAAAAUUAAUGUUGAUUGCGUGGAUGAGGAGGGGACUACAACACUUAUCUUAGCAGCAGCUAAUAAUCAUUUAGAUAUAGUCAAAGAACUUAUAGCUAACAGGGCAUCUGUCAAUGCUCGUAGAAAGACAGGAACUACUGCACUGUUUUUUGCGGCACAAGGUGGCCAUCUUUCAGUGGUCCAAGAAUUACUCAAUGAUGGUGCAGAUAUAGACCUUCCAUCAAAUGAGGGAGGUACUCCAUUAUUCGUUGCUUGUCAGUGCAAUCAUGUUAAUGUUGUAAAGGAAUUGGUGCAAAGAACAGCGAAUAUUCAUGCUAAAAUGAAGGAUGGUGCUACUCCAUUGUUUGUUGCUUCACAAAAUGGCCACCUCAAUGUAGUGAAAUUUCUACUUCAAAAAGGUGCGCAGGUUAAUCAGCAGAGAGAAGAUAUGGCAUCUCCCUUGUGGAUAGCCGCGCAAGAAGGCCAUGCUUUGGUUGUAAAAGAGUUGUUGGCAUCUGGCGCUACUGUUGAUCUUGCAAGAAAGGAUGGAGGAACAUCGUUAUUUAAAGCAGCUCACAAAGGACAUUACGAUGCAGUUGCAGAGCUACUUGCCCACGGUGCUUCCAUUGAGUUGUUAAAGAAUGGAGAGAGUGCCCUUCACGCAGCUGCUUUAUUUGGCCAUCUUAAUAUUGCAAAAAAACUUGUCGAGUCUGGUGCCGAUCCACACGUGCAAAAUAAGGAUGGUUUCACACCGUUAGAUUUAGCUAAAGAUGCGAACAGGGAAGAAACAGUUUUGUACCUGUCUACUGCUAGAAAAUCCUAUUCAACUACCGUUUGAUUGUAGCGUUAUAUUCACGAUGUGCGCUUGCAUUGACUGUACGAAAUUUAGAUUUAAUUAUAUGAAAUUGUGUUAAAAAUAUAUAUACGCGUGCUAAAAGCCAAGCUACGACAAAGGAAGAAAAUGGCGGAUAAGAAGUGUUGUCUGAUAAAUGCGCUAGGCUAGUUCUCAGGCCUCUGUAAUUUUACUUUGUCCUUUUAAAGCAGUGACUUUUUAGGAUAUUAUUUUCGAAA
Messenger RNA from Hydractinia symbiolongicarpus, 1277 nucleotides. Its product is annotated as ankyrin repeat domain-containing protein 29-like. The record is from RefSeq and is a predicted model, not a curated record. The coding region runs from base 145 to 1044 and encodes 299 amino acids. Lineage: Eukaryota; Metazoa; Cnidaria; Hydrozoa; Anthoathecata; Hydractiniidae. The transcript is spliced from 8 exons. Gene Ontology annotation, molecular function: protein binding.